Molecule: messenger RNA, 381 nt
Organism: Staurois parvus
Lineage: Eukaryota; Metazoa; Chordata; Amphibia; Anura; Ranidae
Source: the annotation of a GenBank genome assembly
UAAAUUAAUUGGUUUACAUGAAAGUUAUAGAGCUUACAAAUGGCGGUAUAGGUACUGGGAAUUUUUUUUUUUACUAGUAAUGGUGACAAUUGCGGGACUGCGGUGGACAUUCUGACACUGGGGAGGAACUGACUUGGUGUCACUGACAUCCCCAAUGGACACCAAUACAGAGAUCAGUGCUGAAAAAAAAAAAAGCACUGACACUGUUACUAAUGGCACUGGGCAGGAAGGGGUUAAUAUGAGGGGCCAAUCAAAGGGGAGUGUUUUACUAGGGGGGGCGGUGUCUGUGUUCUUCACUGUAAGCACAAUGCAUCUGGAUGGCUGUGCUGUGCAGUGUGACCGAGCUGACAAACAGUCUUCCUCCCCGUAGGAGAUGCUCGG